GGCAUUCUUUUAUGUAAACACGGUUGAAACACUCUUACCGUGCCCGCCGCUUGUGGGAGCCCACGUUGGGCCUUUUUGCUUUUGUUUACUCUUUGAGAGAUGAGUGUAAUUCUCAACUUCACUGUGAAACACACAAUGUAGUCUGGUCUGCGUUCGUCUUGUCUCCGCUGCCCACCUGGGCGGACUUGAUUCUACCGUUUGUCUCUUCUCUCCCGAAGACGGUAAUUUCCGAGCGUUUUGCUCGCCUCCACCUGAGGCGAGAUGGUGGCCGACACUACAGGCGAUAUAGAAAUGCAGACGAACAACGCCGGCGCCGCCGCUUCGUCUUCAAAAUCCUCAGCACAGCAGCAGGGCCUGCUAUGGGAAGGCUUCGAAGCAGUUUACUCGACCACCCUCGACCCCGACGUGGAUGUCGAACCCGCAGGGGCGCUGCGAGAAGGAGGGUAUGUACUUGGCCAGGUCCUGAAUUUGGGUCGAGAUGCGAAGACCAAGGAAGUAACGAAUCAGUAUUUCUUCGUGCAGCCGGUGGGAGUCAGACGCGUCGGCAGAUGGUUAAACGUUCUGAACGAGAAGGGCCGGCCGGCCGGAAUCUACUCCUCCAAGGGAAACGUUCGCCAGGGUGUUGCGCUCAGCAACAUCCGACCAGGGCAGCACAUCUUGUUUCAGAUCGACGAGUAUACGCGCCCGAGCACGGGCAGCAGGUCAUGGAUAGCGCGCGACAUCAUCGCUGUUACUCGGGACGGAAACCCGCUGGUGACGGGGAGUGGCAGCGGCUCGACCAGUGCUGCUCCAUGGUACAACAACGGCCUGCCUGCGGAGGGGCAGCGAGGUUUCAGCAUGCAGGUGGACGACUUUCCGGCUCUCCAGGGAUCAGGACAGCAUCGCGGAUCGGCACAGCAGGAACCGGCCAUGACAGAAGAGGAAAUCAAAUUCUACAUCGACGCGCAGGUGCUGACUCGCGUCGAAAAAUACAACAACUCACGCAUAACCGACCUCGAGGAACUCGUUGGCAAGCUGAGGGAGGAACUUGCUGCUCACGGGACGACCUGCGAAGGGCUGCAGAAGAACGUCGGGGCAUUCGCGGAUCGCUUGAGCACGGUAGAACAGGACGCGGCCUCUGCGUUGACGCUCGUAGCCGAAGUGCCGAAGCUAGAGAAGCGCGUCGCAGCAACCGAAACAGGACUUGUCACCCUGAAGUCAUACGUCCAGACCAAGAUGACGAACCACUUCACGCUGAUGAUGCAGGAAAUCAACCAGGUAUUUGAGUUGGCCGCUGUUUCUACUUCUAGCGUUUCUGCUUCGUCUUCUAAUAUCUCGGUGCAGACAGAUCCGCCCGUGAAGGCAUCCGCAUUUCGCACACCUCCGCAGCCAGCACCUGGUUUGCAAAAGGGGGCUAUUGGCGGCGCGAAGUAUUUCCCGCUCUCGGUAUUCGAGAGCGAAAGCGACAAUGAAGACGAUGAUGAUGAUAGUGAUGACGAUGACGUUCUUUCGCACAUCACAGCUCAAGAUCACCGACGAACCGGACGACCAGGCUUCUCCGCAGAGCGAAGUCAGCGACAUGAGCCCAGUAUCAGCUGCAGAGGGAUCAAACCCGCAGGAGGAACCACCAGCGGCGACGGGGGCCCCUAUUUCGAAAAGGGAACGGAGCCGCAGUCCCUCUGGGCAGGUGGAGAGCAAGGCGAAGCGGACAGCUGCAAAAGGGUCGGGGGGCACGACCAGUGGUCCCGAGGCCGGCGGGGUUCCGGCGACGAGCCCUGGUGCUUAAGCAAGACGACUCUCUUCACGGUGCUCACAUUUCUUCUUACCAUCAUUCUGCUCGGAAAUUUCUUCUUCUCUGCGUUUUUCGGCAUCUCCGGAUGGAAGUACACCACAGACCACGUUUUGCUCUCGUUGUUUACGGAUCGCGGAAGGACAUUUUGCUCUACAUCGAAUUGCGACUACAUUUCGGAUGACAUCUCUACUACCAGCUGUUUUGUCGCGACCUGCUGCAGUCUCAUCGCGGUCGCCGUUUCACAACUCGCGUGUUUGCGGACAAAGAGCCGCUUGCUCCGUUUCAGCGUCAUCUUUCAGAUCUACAAGUUUGCUACUGCAGGAGCAAAGUCGCUGCGCGUUUUUUGGAAUACCUCACUUGCAGUACCGGCGUGCCUCGGGUGCUGUUUCGACAAGUUUCUCACAUUCAGCUGGAAUCUGUUCAGUAAUCGUCUGCGAAAAACGAAAUGUUACAGAAAGAAAGAUAAGAAGUUUCUAGGGGCGGCCGGGUCUUUCGGAGCGCGGUUGCUCCAAGUCGUUCUGUGCAUCUCGGACCACCUGCUGGUGUUUGCGGUCCCACCCGACGACACUGCGCUUUUUCGGGUCUCGAAAUACCGGCUGCGCUUCACGGAGGCGCGCGCAAAUCGGGCUGCAGAGUACGAGGCGCUGGUAAGUUCAUCUUACCGGGAGGUAAUGUCGCGGGCGCAUGAAGCGCGGCAACUCAAACGUGAACAGGCGGCGGCGGCAAGUUCGUCGGCUUCUUCGUCCUCAUCCAGCGGCGCGGCCCCGCAACUAGAUUCCGUCUCUUCCCCUCCUGUCCCGACCACCCCCCCACGCAGCCACGCGUCAUUUAACCGUCCCCGAUGUCCGGAUUACGGCGUUUUUACCCAGCCGGCGACCACGGGUGGCACGCAGAUACGCAUCACGACGCAGAACUGCCGCGAGAGUAUCAUUGGCAAUCGCGCGCGCGAUAAGAUAAUCCGCUCCGCUCCCGACGAUGAAGACUACAACGUGCUGGCUCUGUCUGAGGUGAACUGGGGGAAAUCCGCCGCGGGCUUGGAGGGCGUUUUAGAUAUCUCGGGCGACAUUAUCCAGGAUCGGCUUCAUAAGGGCGGCGCAGCGAAAGACGACGACUCCGACCCUGGCGACGCGCAUGAUCGGCCGGCAGAUACGAAGUCCUUCAUCACCAGGGGGCCGGGUUUUAUCGCUUGCAUUGGUCACGGGGCGGGUAUUGUGGUCCGAGGGGGGCCCAUUUUCGACGAGCUUGUGGUCUUGACAGAUGAAGCACUUGCUGAGCGAUUUCUCGUCCGGGACAGAGUAGUAGUAGGGCUCUUUAGGCGUCUGACCCUCCUCUCGGUGUACGGACCUGCGGACAGCCCCAAGGCCAGCGCUGCGAACUUCUACCGACCGCUGCUGCGAUGGACGCGGGCCUUGCUUCGCAAGACCAACCGCCGGAACAUCCCCUUCAUUCUGGCAGGGGACUACAACUGCCACAUCGGAGCGGACCAGGAGGGGUUUGUGGUUGGGAAGUUUGCUUCGGGAAAACGGUCAAACGACAAAGGGGUGGAGUUGGUCAGCCGCCUGGCCAAGCAUAACAUGCGGCACGUCGAUUCCUUUUUUGAAAUGCCGCAGCCGCGGCACACUUACCUCCGAGAGGGUUCGGAGUCCGAGAUCGACGGUUUCAUCACGAGCGGGCGUUUCUUGGGCCGGGUCGACGGCGUUAACGUGUGCAAGCACCUUCGGGACGUGACAACGCUUCGGUCCGGCAAGGAUGGGCAGUUUUGCCACCACGACUUGGACCACUACGGGAAGACCAUAACUCUCACACUUCCGCCCGACGCACACGAGGAGGAGCAGCCUUCGAAGCAGCGGGGAGGCGGCUACGCCGGGGUGGCCCCCGUUACCCAGGACUGCGUGGCUGCGUACUCCGCGCAUGUCAAGUCCGAGUUGAGCCAGCACGCGAACACGCCGACCACCCUGGAAUCAUUUUUACGUGCGAUGUCAUCAGGAGAAGCAAUAGUUUUGGAAACUGCGCAAGAGCGAGGUCUCCGCUUGGCGACAUGCAAGAAGCACGCGAAGGUGAGACAGCAGGAGGCGCCGCCAGCACUACAGCAGGACACCAGCAAACCGGCCACGGUGCGGGCACUGUGGAAGCACAUCGGGAGCACGAAGAAGUCGCGGGGGCCUUCAACGGCUCCGAUGGGUUGGUCGAAGCACUACGUAGAGAAGGUCGUCGCGAAGCAGCAGCCGUGCUCGACCUUCAACGCCUCGGAGUUCGUCGGCCGUGUCUCAGACUCGAGUGCUGCGGCGCUAGAUGCGCCGAUAGCUUUGGAGGAGUGGAAGGCGGCGGUUAAGGAGGUUCGCGCGGGUUCCGAUUCCCAGUCCUGGAGCAAAGAAAUUUUUACCGCCCUCGACGACGACCUGACCCAGUUGCUUCUGGACUUGCUCGCGCAGGAGCUGCGGGCGGGGAACGGCCUUCGGGGCAUCGACGAGAAGUUUAGGCGCACGAGGGUCUCGCUUUUACACAAACGGGGGCGACGGGACUCGUUGGACAACUACCGGGGAAUCAGUGUGGUUCCGUCACUCUGCAAAGUUUUGGCGCACAUCAUGACGCGGCGGCUGCAGAAAUUAAUCUUCGACGAGGAUUUGGCGGACAUUGAAAACUACGGAUUCGUUUCCGGGCGCAACAGCUCCGACGCUAUCGUCCUCCUGAGGCGAUUGAAAGAAGACGCCGCCGAGUUCGCCGAUUUGGAGCAGUUUUGUACGGUCUGGGCCUCGUGCCUGGACUUACGCAAAGCUUUCCCCUCGCUUUGCUGGUCUGUGACGCAGGAUACGGUGACCGCCUUAGGGAUCUCCGGCACCCUGGCGUGGUCCGCUCUAGCUUCGUGCCAUCGGGAUGUCGUCUGUAGGGAGGUGCGGGAAGGGGUAGACUUCGGUCUACCCCUUGGCCUGCAAGAGGGGUGUCCGUCCUCACCGUCCUGUUUUAGUUUGGUAUACGCGGUGGUCUCGACCGCAGUCCGCCGCGCCCGUAGUAAACUCCCCCCCGCUGCGCCGAAUCUGGAUAGUUCUGGUGUUCUCCUCAAGUACCCCACUGGGGAUUUUUUCGCGGCCAACGAGAAGGAGAAGCUGGAGUUCCUCCUGCGACCGUCCCAGCAGUCGUCGUGCGGACAGACCCGGCUGGGGACCGUGAAGUUCGCCGAUGAUACCAACUCGUUUGGUGAAUCGGUCUCCGGGGUGGUGGACCGCUCGGUGGUGGAUUCCUGUUUGAACGUGUUAGCCUCUGCCCGCAUGGAGGAAAAUGUGGACAAGCGCAUCGAGGGGCAGUUGGACCAGCUGGACUGCGGGUUUUUGGGCGUUUCGCUCGACGACACCAAAGACACACGGAAUCGCAUCAGCAGAUCAUGGAAAGCUUUCUACGGUGCUCAGCGGCACUUGGUCGGGUUUGGGGAAUUGAAUAAAUGGCACAGACGAGCGGUGGUAGUUGCUCUGGUCCGCGGUACAAUGUUGUAUGGGGCGAACGGCCGGUCUUUUUCGGCGCAGGAGCUCAGCGACCUCACUGCUGCUGACAACGCGAUCCUUCGGCGGUUGUUCAAUCUGUCCCUGCCCCAGAUGGAGGUCAUGAAAGUUUCACACGGCGACCUGCGGGAGCACAUCGGCGUUGCGCCGAUCUCCGCGGAGAUAGGUUAUUCUAGGCUGUCACACGGGGGGCAUCUGUUGCGGCGCGACCGGGACUAUUUGCCGCGCAAGGCGUUUUUCGGCCGUUUUAUUAUCAGUGCUGUGGACCCCAACGCGACCCCGGAUCGCAAUCCCGAGAUGUUCCUCCUGCCACGACGCCCAUCGCGACUACCAUCUGUGUACGAGUCUUUCAUUGAGGCGUGCGCGGCCGCACGAAUUCCAGUCCAGGAGCUUGCCGGGUUUGCAGUUUCGGAGACUCGCAGGGAUUGGUUCCUGCGUACGAGGUCGUGGUAUAUCGAUGCCACGAUGCAGCAUUGGUUUUUCGCGUCCUGGCGUGACGCACUUUCGCAGCCGCGCGUUUUAGUUGCAUAUGAGCGGCUUUUGAAGAAAAACGGAAUUUCGCGUGAGGAGUUUGAUGCGGCGUACGGCGAUCGGGCACGGGUCGGCAGCAAGCGGGCGACCCUCAAAGUGACUCCGAGCUUGGCGGAGCUGCGUGCGAAACAGACGGUACUGAAGGGCGAAAUUUCGGAGCGGCAGACGGACGAGCUUGUGCGGAACUCGGGCGGAAUCUACACUGCUUGCAAGGACGGAAUAGGCGCCCUGUGGUGCAACCAGUGCGCGGCGGCGCUUGGUGGAUCUUUGCGGGCCCUGCGUGCCCACCUCAAGUUGCACCAGGAAGACGACUUCGUCCGCAUCGUCGCGGAACGCGAUGGGUCCUACACACCGGCCGAGGAAUUCGCGUAUGGGAGGUCGGGCCAGUGUAUUCUGUCGAAAUACAAGCCAUCGCAGCGCUUUGUGCUUCCUCCGCAGCGGUUUCUCAACGGGGCAGAGGCGUCGAAGUUUAGCGCCCGACAGCUGAUUUGUCCGCACUGCGCGACGCACUCGAUAUCUUGGCCGCGCGAUUUCCAGAAGAAAGUUGGUGCGUCCCGACGCAUGAAGACGCACGAAAAGAAGUGCUGCGCGCAAAGAAAGCUCGAUUUGAAAUGCGAUCCGAUUCUUGAAGAAGAAGAUGAGAACGACACUAGUGACGUUGCGGAGAGUUGAGGAGUUCGAUAAAUUGGUAGUCUUAGUACACGACGAGCCACGAUGUGCGAAGCUGCAGUGACAAAACCCCGAGAUGCAGCUUGAAACGAACUCGAACCCCAACCCCUCCGCACGUCCCCCCCUAGUGCAGGAUAAAUGAUGAUGAUGAUGAUAUACAGAUAAUAGUACCCUUCUGAAGAUCAAAUACAAGCGCCGUCCCGUUUGUGGAUUGUGCCUUUAUUUUGGGGCAGAAAAACCGCACAAGUGAUAGCGAAACUCAAAUUUUUGUAAGAAGUUGACGUAAUUAAUAAUAGGUGUUGGUGUACUCUUGAAGGGCUCGCCUUUUUUUUUUAGAAAAGCAAACGCGUACGUUGCAAGCUUGAUAAAAAAGAACGCGUAUUGCCUCCUACUAGAGCGCCACGUCGGCAGCGAGGCGCCUGUUUCAAAAAAUUGCGGACGAGAGUCAAUCACAAGUAGCAGCCUGCUGAUGCUCUCUCUCUCUCUCCGGUGAAUGGAAAAGAACAACCGCUCCAAAGAUAUAAGAACCCAAAAAAGCUCUAGCUCAGCGUCGAGUUUGUGUUUGCCUCUCAAGAAUGCGUCCACGCUUUUCACUCUUAUUCGCGUAAAACGCAGCGCAAAGAAAUGGAUAAUUAAUUUCAGUCUCACCAACAUCAACGAGGAAUAGGAAAGAGAAAAGAUGCCACUUUUAAGUUUAGUAUAAUUGUGUGAAGAAGUUUUUUCCUAUUUCAGUCGAGCAUGGAGCAACUACAUGAUCUUGCCGCCGUCAACAUUCGACAUGAUUUCGAUUUUCUGGAUGUGCCCUAGCUACCGGUGUAUUUAUUUUUACCUUCCUACUCGCCCGUAGUACGAACAACUUUUAUUCACCCAAUUUUUUCGUAUAAUUUCGAAAUCUGAAGAGUAACGAACCUGUAUCUCAACAACAAACGAUGAACCAACCCGUUAUCAUGUUCAAAGCAAAAAUAGAAAAAAUGUUGGGCUGAGAAUUUUGCACCCACAAGAGUCUCAUUUUCUGUUGAACACCCG
Molecule: messenger RNA, 7491 nt
Organism: Amoebophrya sp. A120
Lineage: Eukaryota; Dinophyceae; Syndiniales; Amoebophryaceae
Source: the annotation of a GenBank genome assembly